Molecule: messenger RNA, 1911 nt
Organism: Heterobasidion irregulare TC 32-1
Lineage: Eukaryota; Fungi; Basidiomycota; Agaricomycetes; Russulales; Bondarzewiaceae
Exons: 10
Coding region: 15-1430 (471 amino acids)
Biological process (GO): adenylate cyclase-modulating G protein-coupled receptor signaling pathway
Cellular component (GO): heterotrimeric G-protein complex
Molecular function (GO): guanyl nucleotide binding; G protein-coupled receptor binding; GTPase activity
Source: RefSeq, a predicted model, not a curated record
CAGAGGCUAGCGCGAUGAGGAAGCGGCACAAGAAACCUCCCAUCAAGGUCUUGCUACUCGGCCAGAGUGAAAGCGGCAAGUCGACUACGGUGAAGAAUUUCCAGCUUGCUUACGCACGAAAUGCGUGGCUCGAAGAACGCGCCUCCUGGAGAUCCGUCAUCCUCCUCAAUCUCGUUCGAUCUGUCAACACCAUCCUCGAUGUCGUUAGCCGCGAAUUGGCUCACUCAGAGUCUUCCAGCCGCGCAUCGACCCGCCUCGCCUUCUCGAACUCCUCCGACGAAACCUCCUCCGAGGACGAUGAAGACGAUCGCACGACGCAACAUUCGCACACCUCCUCCAUCACGUCUCGAGGCGCAUCCAACGCCCCAAAGUUCGCAUUCACAGAGCAGCAUCGGUUGCUACAGCUUCGGCUCGGUCCCCUGCGGCGCGUCCAGCGCGAUCUCGAGAUACGCCUCGGGGCUGGUGCUACCGAAAACCCAGGCGAUCUGCGCGGGCCUGCGACACCCUUCCAAAGCACGGCCUCUCAGAACAUGUCCUCGGCAGUCGUCUCUUCGCAGCGCCACAAGGCGCGACCAAAGGAGUUCUUUGUCCAUUCGCGGAGUGGUUGGAGAGGCGCACUGAGCCUGGGGCGGGGCCGGGAAGGCGAGACGCGAAUUAGGAAGGGGAGAGAAGAGGCUGUAGAAGAAGCGGUUGAGGUGAUCGCUGGAUGCAGUGAUGAUAUCCGGACGCUAUGGGAGGACGAGACGGUUCACGCUGUAUUGGCGAAGCGGAACAUACGGAUAGAUGACCAGCCUGGAUUUUUCUUGGAUGAUGUCGAGAGGAUCACGAGCCGAAACUAUGAGCCCUCCGACGACGAUGUUAUUCGUGCUCGUCUGCGGACAAUGGGAGUGCAGGAGUAUAGUUUCAUUUUUGAAAAAGGCAGUGAAGCUGGGCGAGAAUGGAUCAUGUAUGAUGUUGGAGGCGCACGCUCAUACCGGUCGGCAUGGUACCCUUACUUCAUGGACGUAAACGCUAUCAUCUUCCUUGCGCCCAUCUCCGUCUUCGACGAGCCCCUCGCGGAAGACCGCAAAGUGAACCGCCUAGAAGACUCAUUCCUGUUAUGGAAAGCCGUCUGCUCCUCGAAGCUUUUAGCAAAGGUCCAGCUGAUCUUGUUCCUAAACAAGUGCGAUUUGCUCCAGCGGAAACUAGAGCGUGGGCAGCAGAUCAGGCGCUCUGUACCCUCGUUUGGCGAUAGGCCCAACGAGCACACUGCCGUCAUAAAAUAUUUCCGCCAACAGUUCCGCGACAUCUCGAAAAAGUACUCGCCCGAGCCGCGCGGGUUUUAUUCGUUCCCCACCUCUGUCGUUGACAUCAAGGCGACGGCGGUCACGCUCGGGACCGUGCGCGAGGGCAUACUUCGGAACCACCUGCAAGAUGCCGAGCUCAUCUGACCUUCUUCCGCCCCAUCGGCGUGGGCGCCGUGCGCCCGCGGACUGUUUUCCGUCUCCGCUGAUCCUUUUUGUUUCUGCUUUUAUGCUACCGCUCGAUAUGUACGCGCAUGACACGACCCCCACGCUCCAUUUCAUCCUCCUUUUGGGUAAUCAUUACUGUAGGACCGCGAUCGCGUUUGGCUUUGUACGUUUUUAUAAGUUAAGGGUUUUUGGUUAACUUACAUCGUGCUGUGUAAUACAAGGUAUUGUAUCGGGCGUAGAAUGGACCCCGGGAGCGGAACUACUGGAAUGCAGGAAAGCUGCUUAUUUUUGAUUUACACGUGCUCUGCGUUCAGGAUGGGGUGGAGAUUCGGACAUGGUGCGGCACUGGAAGAUUUCACCAUCAUUAUACGCUCGUUCGGAAAGGAGCUUCAACGUGUGCGUGGCCAUGGUCCAUGGAGGAGGAUUUGGAAGAGAAUGUGUAUAUGUUUGUUCAACAGGG